AUGUCCACAGUGUGUCUCUGUGUCCCAACAGCACCUCAAAGUCAACAUGUCACUAACUCCAAAGGUCGGUGGAUUGAAGAUCACGGAGUCAUUCACAACAUGAUGUUUAACACAGAGACACUCCAGAAGUACUCCUUCAAAGACACACAGAAGAAGUCGGAGUGGUGGGACAAUGGUGUGCUCCCUCUCUGGAUCACGGCCCAGAGGCAGGGAAGGAAAACUGCUUCAUUCCACUUUCCAGGGGGAGGAGCAAACUACAGUGGGGAAGCUGUGCAGAGGUCUCUCUUGGAGUCCUUUACCCAUCCUAAUGACAAUGAGACUGAAUGGAGGGAAAACAUUGACAUCAUCAUGAAUUGGUUCACCAAGGAGAAUUUCGAUUUUGUAACCCUUUACUGUGGAGAACCUGACAAUGUUGGGCAUAUGAUAGGCCCUGAGACAGAAAACAGAAGACUUAUAAUCCAGCAAAUUGAUAGGACUAUUGGUUAUCUAGUAGAAGCCAUUGAAAAGAAUGGCUUGAAGGACAACCUCAAUGUCAUCAUUACAUCAGACCAUGGAAUGACCACAGUGAAGAAGCAGCCUAAUGUUACAGAGAUCUUACUGAAAAACUACAUUAAAUUCAGAGAUUUGGUGAAAUUUGAUAUACUGGACUAUGGCGGUUUCGGCAUGAUUCUUCCCAAGCCAGGGAAAGAGGAAGACAUUUACAAUGCAUUAAAAAAUGCACAUCCUCACUUAAAGGUAUAUAAGAAAGAAGAGUUUCCAGAGCAUUUCCAUUUUGCCAAACACCAUCGUAUUCUACCCAUCUUGGUUUAUGGUGAUCCUGGCUACAACAUUAAUGGG
Messenger RNA from Vombatus ursinus (common wombat), 837 nucleotides. RefSeq names its product ectonucleotide pyrophosphatase/phosphodiesterase family member 7-like. The record is from RefSeq and is a predicted model, not a curated record. Lineage: Eukaryota; Metazoa; Chordata; Mammalia; Diprotodontia; Vombatidae. The transcript has 3 exons. The annotation marks the transcript as partial.